This is a messenger RNA of Priapulus caudatus, 425 nucleotides long. Its product is annotated as MOB kinase activator 2-like. Gene Ontology annotation, cellular component: nucleus; cytoplasm. Gene Ontology annotation, biological process: positive regulation of protein phosphorylation; signal transduction. The record is from RefSeq and is a predicted model, not a curated record. Lineage: Eukaryota; Metazoa; Priapulida; Priapulimorpha; Priapulimorphida; Priapulidae. Gene Ontology annotation, molecular function: protein kinase activator activity.
AAAUAAAUGUAUUGUGAAGGUAUUUUGCCAGGUGGUUCAGAUGUAAACAUUUUUGCAUGUUUACACUACAAAAAUCAGGCUAUAAGUGUCAGGUAGGGGUUGGGGAUAGAAGCCACACUGGACAGGCUGCCAGAAUAUAUUCGGGACACCAUGGAUUGGUUUAUGGGGAAAACGAGGAGGAAAGACAAGGAGGAGAAGGUGAGCAGCGAGGAGAGGAAGCCAUACCUGGAGGAUGCUCUCAUACAAGGCCGAUUCUGCGAUGUCGACCUAAAGAAGCUGGUCACUAUCCCCCAGGGUCUGGACUACAACGAGUGGUUGGCCACAAAUACGAUAUCAUUCUUUCAACACAUCAAUCUGAUGUAUGGCACGUUGUCCGAGUAUUGCACGCUGACCACAUGUCCUGAGAUGAGGGCGCCACAGAACUC